Gasterosteus aculeatus aculeatus (three-spined stickleback) is the source of this 2736-nucleotide messenger RNA. RefSeq names its product serine peptidase inhibitor, Kunitz type 1 a (gene spint1a). The record is from RefSeq and is a predicted model, not a curated record. Gene Ontology annotation, cellular component: plasma membrane. Gene Ontology annotation, biological process: epithelium development; extracellular matrix organization; epidermis development. NCBI's taxonomy places the organism in Eukaryota, Metazoa, Chordata, Actinopteri, Perciformes, Gasterosteidae. Gene Ontology annotation, molecular function: protein binding; serine-type endopeptidase inhibitor activity.
CUCAGGGAACAAGGGAGUGGCAUCCGAGGAGUGGAAUUUCACUUCCUGAAUCACACAGGUGACGCACCUGUGUAAUGUCGUCGGUCGCGGUGGCUUUUAUUUCGACACCAAACAGUUUCAGAGUCGUUAAGGGUCGGAUCGGCGCUUCCGCGGAAUUUAGGUGAGUCGUUUUUGGACGCGUGGCAGAGCUCGAAGGGGAAACGUUGGAGAGGAGAAGCAACGCGCGGCCCGACCGACGCACAUCAAAGGAAGGAAGAAGAAAAAAAAAUAAUUAAGAAUAAAAUCUCCUUUUUUCGGUUCGACAAGAAGUUCGUAUUUUUAUUCGCCACCGUCGAGAACCGCUGACCUCUGGAUUUGUACCCGCGUGGGAGUCUUUACCCCGGGCCCUCGCGAUGCGCUCCCUCCGCGGGGGACAACGCGGAGCGCGUGCGCUCCGGCCGCUGCUCGCGCCGCCGCCGCUGCUGCUGCUGCUGCUCCUGCUGCUGGAAUCGACCCGCGCGCAGGACGCCGGGCAGACGUGUCUCGCGCGCUUCAAGAAUGGCCGGGACGACUUCGUCCUCGACGCCGACGAGUCCGUGAAUGACGGGGCCACGUUCAUCUCGUCGCCGCCGUUGACCCGCCAGCGGGACUGCGUGGCGGCCUGCUGCAAGGACCCCGAGUGCAAUGUGGCCUUCAUGGAGCGCGGCGACGAGGAGGGCGCCGUCAAGUCCUGCUUCCUCUUCGACUGCGUCUACAACAAGAAGUACGCCUGCCGCUUCUUCCGCAAGACGGGAUACAUCAGUUCCAUCCUCGACUCCGUUUACGAGAGUUACCUGGCAGUGGACGCGAGAAGAGCCGCUGACCGGCCCCCGAUGGCCAACGGAGGCCCGGAUCGCGUGGUCCAACCUCAGGACACUGUGAGGUUGAACGGCAUGGCGAGCGCCGAUGACAACAAGGAGUUAACUUUCCAGUGGAAAAUGCUCACUAGUUACCCUUUUGCCGUCAUUGAGAAAACCGGCUUUGACGACGAGAUCGCCGUCUCCAAUCUGACGUCUGGGGUGUACAAGUUCCAGCUAACGGUCACGGACUCCAUCGGCCAGUCGGACACCACCAAAGUCACCGUGCUGGUCCUGACCCCCGAGCAGUCCGAACACCACUGCAUGGUUCCGCCAAAGGUCGGGCCGUGUCGUGGCUCCUUCCCUCGCUGGCAUUACAACGCCGCCUCGGAGAAGUGUGAGGAGUUCACGUUCGGGGGCUGCCGACCGAAUCUCAACAACUAUCUCUCUAAGGAGGAGUGCUCCAAAGCCUGCAGCAGCUCAGAAAAAUCUGGUAAAGGUGGAAGACUUUUGCCCAUUCCUGAGACUCCAGAAAAAUGCGGCGUCGAGUGUGCAGACGGGGAGUUCACCUGCGCAAACGGCUGCUGCCUGGCUCCGGGCCUGGAGUGCGACUUGAUUUCGCAGUGUAGCGACGGCUCGGAUGAGCAGACGUGCAAUGACUUGGAGAACAAUUUUCGGAUUCUGCUGCAGAUUCCAGUGGAUGAACAAAAAGUGCGCUGCACCGAGCUUCCAGACACCGGCACCUGCAGGGACAGUUUGACCAAGUGGUACUACGACCCCCUCCAGGAGCACUGCCUCCCCUUCAACUACGGUGGCUGCCAAGGAAAUAACAACCGAUUUGACACCGAGGAAGUCUGCGCUCGAAUGUGCCGUGGGGUAACAGGAAACGACGUAUUUGCCAAACAAAAGACCACCCCAAACGGUCUGACUACUGGAAAUACAGGUGUCGUAGCUAUAGCCGCCAUCCUGGGUGUAGCCAUCUUCGUCCUGCUCUGCAUCGUGGUGUACUGCCUCAUGAAGAGUAAGAAGAAGACCUCGCAGCGGCGCCACGACCCCGUCAACACCGUCCCGGUCACGUUGGAGGACAGGGAGCGCCUGGUCUACAACAGCACCACCAAGCCCAUCUGAGCUCGUCUCCGCCUCCAGUUGCUGGAGACUUAGUCUCCUCCUCGUCGUCGUCUUCUUACGCUGAGCAAACCAGGUCCUCGCGUUUUUUUUUUUUUUAUUGUGUCCAUGUACGGAUGUACGUACAUAGAAGCCUCAACGUCUUCAGAGAUGAAAAUGUGAUGUGUUCAUAUUUUAACUUUUAUGUAGUGUUGAAUUGUCAGUUUGUACUUUGGUUAACAGUGAAGGACGGCCGUUAAUCGGCUUCGCCACUGGAGAUCGUUGAAUCAGGUUGAAUUCCUAAAUAUUUUCUGCGUAAUAUUUGUUUCCUUUAACCAAUCCGAUGUUCUUAGUGAAGAGCUCUUUUUUUUAAAAUAAAGUCAUUUCAAAAGUUAGAUCUUGAAUUGUCAUGGUCUGCCUGGGUCCGUUACUAGAAGUAAGCGUCUAGGUUCCUGUGGGCCCCGUGAGCGCUUUGGGAAUGUUGUUUUAGGUUUAAUGGAAAUCCCUUUUACCAGCUUUUUCACUUUGACAAAUCUAUUUUUAUUCUGUUUAUAAAACCAUGUUACAUGAAAUUACAUGAAAUGCAAAAGGUUGUACAUAAUCAUAGGAUUUUUAGGAAGUAAUAUUUUACUUGACGAAGGUAUUUUGUUGAUUAUUCAGACAUGUUUCUAAACGAGUACAAUGCCUACAUUAAACAAAGCUAUUAAUGCCUUUUAAAAGACGCCUCAAUGCUUGUUUGUACAAAUGAAAUAAUGUAGGUGUCUGUAACUUUAGCAGUAUCGGAUUGUUUCGUCUAAAUAAAUAUAUCAAAUCAAAA